Drosophila arizonae is the source of this 1029-nucleotide messenger RNA. RefSeq lists its product as uncharacterized. Gene Ontology annotation, molecular function: chitin binding. NCBI's taxonomy places the organism in Eukaryota, Metazoa, Arthropoda, Insecta, Diptera, Drosophilidae. Gene Ontology annotation, cellular component: extracellular region. The record is from RefSeq and is a predicted model, not a curated record.
AGCUGAGAAUAUAAUGUUCAUUAUUUGUGCAAAAUAUCAUGCGAUAUAUAAUUAUGUGAACAUACAUUUUAAAGCUCUUUUAAAUAUUUAUUAAAUAUGCAAUUCUCUUAGACCUAGACUUAAUAGACGUUUUUGCUGCAACCUUGACACACUCUUACCCUAAAAAGAAUCAUGUUAAAUAGAUAAGUUUUGGCAAAAGAACAAAAACCGUACACGUUUUCUUGAUAACAAUGUUGAUAUGUGAUUCAUGACCUUGAAAAUCGGUAUAUAAAGGCAAGAGAAUUUUCAAAUUUAUAGCAAACCGAAAUCAGCAAAGAGCCGCUCAAGCUGAAAUCAAAUAUGAGUGAGCAACAAGCAAAAGUCUUUGAGGUGCUCUGCGUGCUUGUCCUGACUGGAGGACUACGUCCUUGUGCUGCGGAAGUAUUUCAGCAAUGCAACAACGUGGACGCGGAUACAUUUGUUAUGGUCAUCGAGGACUGCACUAGCUACAUCUACUGCAACGGCGAGGACUCCUUCAGGGACAGCUGCCCAGAGCAAACGUACUUCGAUGCCCAGGCGCAGGAGUGCGCCUUUGACGAUACGGGCAUUUGCUUGAAGGCACAGGAGGCGACAACAGUUGCAGCAGCAGCGGCAGCAGAAGCUGUAGAUGCGACAACUAGUGACAACUCCGACGGAGUGCAGAUUGAUGCAGCAACCGAUGCGCCCACUGAUCCAGACUCGGAGCAGCAGACGAAGCCAGCGGGCAAUAGGCCGCACUGCGACUCCACGGGCGAUGGCUACCAUCCGCAUCCAGAGCGCUGCGAGUACUACUAUAGCUGCAUCGCUGGCUACCUGACCAUAGUGCGAUGUCCCUACAAAUACGGCUGGGAUUAUGCGCAGCAGCAGUGCAGGCCCCUGCCGGAGGCGCGAUGCUUCAGCUUAUAGAGCACCUAGGAUCCAUAGACUUAAGAAUAGUAUUGAGCUAACCCAGAUUUACAAGGCAACUGUGCGAGAUGACAAUAAUAAAUAAGUAUUUCUGGCAUUCAAAUG